Elephantulus edwardii (Cape elephant shrew) is the source of this 696-nucleotide messenger RNA. RefSeq names its product C-type lectin domain family 1 member B-like. The transcript is spliced from 6 exons. The coding region runs from base 1 to 696 and encodes 231 amino acids. Lineage: Eukaryota; Metazoa; Chordata; Mammalia; Macroscelidea; Macroscelididae. The record is from RefSeq and is a predicted model, not a curated record.
AUGCAGGAUGAAGACGGAUAUGUGACCUUAAAUGUUAAAACUCGAAAGCCGCCCCCUGCCCCAGUUGGUUAUGCAUCCUCCUCUUUGUGGCGUGUGGUGGCUCUGGUUCUUCUGAUCUUGUGCAUAGGAAUGGUUAUUGGACUCCUAUUUCUGGGGAUAAUGUCUGUCAGGCAGCAAAAUCUCUCACAAGUUGAGAAUGAAACUCCCACAGAAUCUCUACAACAGUCAGCAAAUCGCAUUUGCCAAGAAUUAAUACAACUCUCUGAAGAAAUAAAGCAAGGUGUUUUUGGCCAUAAAUGCAGCCCCUGUGAGAAAAAUUGGAGAUACUAUGGAAAUUGUUGCUAUGGAUUCUUUAAGCAGAACUUAACUUGGGAAGAGGGCAAGCAGUACUGCAGGGAAAGGAAUGCAACUCUUCUGAAGAUCACCAGCAAGAAUAUUCUGAAAUAUCUCAAACACAGGACUAGUCUAAUUCGAUGGAUUGGAUUAUCCCGCCAGAAUUUAAAUGGAGUCUGGAUGUGGGAAGAUGGCACAGUUUUCUCCAAAAAUAAGUUUGAGCUUUUUGGAGAUGGAACAGAAAAUAAGAACUGUGCUUAUUUUCUUAAUGGAAGAAUCUACUCUUCCCUUUGUACAGAGAAACGUUUUCUAAUGUGUGAGCGGAAAGCUGGAAUGGUAGAUAUGAACAAAUUAAUUCAAUAG